Molecule: messenger RNA, 411 nt
Organism: Panicum virgatum (switchgrass)
Lineage: Eukaryota; Viridiplantae; Streptophyta; Magnoliopsida; Poales; Poaceae
Product: stigma-specific STIG1-like protein 1
Exons: 1
Coding region: 1-411 (136 amino acids)
Source: RefSeq, a predicted model, not a curated record
AUGAGAAAAGCAGCCGGAAUCUUUCUCAUGGCCCUCGCCAUUGCCACCGCUACUGCUCUACUACCAACAGUGGUGCUGGCGACGCGUUCCUUCGGCCGCAGGAGCCGCUUCCUGGCGACCUUGGACAGCAGCUGCAGCAGUGAAGCACCGUGCCCCGACAUCGUCGAUCCUGUCACCGGCUUCCCCUUCUCAGGCGCGGAGUGCUGCGACGGCGUCUGCGUCGACACCUCGUUCAACGCUCACCAAUGCGGCGGGUGCGACCCCAGGUACUAUGGGUGCGGGAGCUGGCCCUGGAUCUGCUGCUACGGCUACUGCUUCAACUCCCAGAAGGACUCCGAGAACUGCGGCCGCUGCGGCAACAACUGCUGGGACGGCCGAUGCUUCAACGGCGUCUGCGGCUACGCGGUCUGA